AUGGUUUUUGAUAAAAUUGGCCUUGCUUGGGGCUUCAAGGAUGAGCUGACACGGCUUUGUGACUCGGUACAGACGAUUCACGUUGUGCUGGCUAAUACAGAGAAAAGGCAAGUGGGAGAAGAGUGCGUGAGGCUUUGGCUGCAGAGGCUUAAAGAUGUUGCUUAUGAAGCUGAUGACGUGUUAAGUGAGCUUGCUUAUGAGGAUCAUCGGCAAAAGGUAGAGAUCCAAAACCAAAUGAAGUGCAUGAUGGCCAACAAAGUUAAGACUAUUGUUGAUUCACUAAAAAGGAUUAAUGCUGAAGCAAAUGGAUUUGGACUUAAAGCCGAAUCAAUAAAUGCUAACCUUGAUACUAUGCUAAACCGAGAGACAAACAGCUUUAUUGAUAAUUCAGAAGUUGUAGGAAGGGAAGAUCGUGUUUCAAAAAUAGUGGAGUUAGUAACAAAUACAACUAGUGAAAAACUCUCAAUCAUUCCCAGAGUUGGAAUGGCAGAUUAUGAGAUUAAAAAGGAAGAAUUAAUUCUUCUUUGGAUGGCUGAAGGGUUCCUUCAACCAUCUCAAGGAAGUAGUUCAAUGAUGGAGGAUAUUGGGAACAAGCAUUUUGAUAUCUUGUUAACAAAUUCCUUAUUCCAGGAUGUGGAAAAGGAUGAUUAUAAUAAUGUUAAGAGUUGUAAGAUGCAUGAUUUGGUACAUGAUCUUGCCCUCUCAAUUUCAAAUUUUGAAACUUUGAUUUUGGAGAAAGAUUCACAGGAUAAUAUCAAUCAUGUACAGGAUGACAUCAAUUAUGUAUGGCGUUUAUUAAUCCAAUAUGAUGGGGAAAUAGUACCAAAAAUUCCACUUUCAAAUGACCAUGUUCGGAGAAUGCGAACACUAGUUUUAGAAAAUGCUAUGUCUGGAAACAUAUUUUCAGGUUUUAAAUGCUUGCGUGUUCUAAAAUUAUCUGGGCAUCAGAUAACAGAGUUAUCAGACUCAAUUGGUUGCUUGGUACACUUGAGGCUUCUCCACAUCUCAAAGACUAAAAUCAAAGCAUUACCAAACUCCAUCACCAAGCUCUACAAUUUGCAAACUUUAAGACUUGAAGGUUGCAAUGAUCUUAAAGAGCUUCCAAAAGAUCUAAAAAUAUUGGAUAACUUGAGGCAUAUUUAUGUCAAUAUUUAUUUUCUUAACAUCAAGCGAUUACUGAAAUAUAUGGGGAAUUUGAAAUGUCUACAAACGUUGUCAUUUUUCCCGGUGGGUCAAGAUGUAGGUGAGCAGAUUAAGGAAUUGGGGUGCUUGAAUCAACUUAGUGGAGAAUUAGACAUUUGGAAUCUAGAGAAUGUGAGAGAUCAAGAAGAAGCUAGAAGUGCAAAUUUAGCAAUAAGGGCGAAAAUGAACCAGUUAAGAUUUCACUGGAGUCUUAGUCCAAAUAAAGCAGUCAACCAUUGUAAUGAUGAAGAAGUGUUCAAAGGCCUCCGUCCUCAUCAAAAUUUGAAAUCCAUAACAAUUGAUGGCUUUGGUGGAAAGAAAUUCCCAUCAUGGAUGUCACUUUUUGACAAUAUGAUCCAGAUAAAUUUAAUUUGCACUACAAAAAAGAUUGCUAUUUGCGACGAAACUUUUUCGACGGCUACAAAAAGCUGUCGGAAAAACUAG
Molecule: messenger RNA, 1626 nt
Organism: Quercus lobata
Lineage: Eukaryota; Viridiplantae; Streptophyta; Magnoliopsida; Fagales; Fagaceae
Product: putative disease resistance protein RGA1
Exons: 4
Coding region: 1-1626 (541 amino acids)
Source: RefSeq, a predicted model, not a curated record